GCAAACCGGUAGCGGCAAUCAGAAGUUCUAUACUAUUCCUGAAUGCUGAGGGCUGGCGCACGAUUUCGAAAGCCAGUGCGGAAGUCUGAAGAAAGAUGAAGACCCUUAUGGUGUUCGACUUCGACCACACAAUAGUGGAUGAAAAUUGUGACACUUGGGUCAUAAGAAGCACCCCGGACAAGUGCCUGCCAGAUUCACUGAAAAAGUCUUAUCAGAAGGGGCGAUGGACUGAAUAUAUGGGCAGGGUUAUGUCGCACAUAGGUGAUCAAGGCGUCACACCGGAGUCGAUUCGAUCUGUCAUGCAUACUAUUCCGUUUACAGACGGCAUGGUAGAACUUUUCACAUUCAUUUCAGAACACAAGAAGGAUGUCGACUGCAUCAUUGUCUCCGAUGCCAACAUGGUGUUUAUCGACUGGAUCUUAGAGGGAGCUGGGCUUCAACAAGCAUUCGAUAAAAUAUUUUCAAACCCAGCCAGUGUCGAUAGCCGUGGUUACGUAACGGUGCAGUGCUACCAUUCUCACACCUGCGUAAAGUGCCCCAUCAACAUGUGCAAAAGAAAAAUUCUGGAAGAUUUCAUUGCGGCCCAAGACAAGAUGGGCAUACAGUAUGCCAGGACAAUGUACGUCGGUGAUGGAGGCAAUGAUCUCUGCCCGCUUAAGUCAAUGCGUGAAGAAGAUAUUGCGAUGCCACGUAAAGGUUAUACUCUGGAGCGGUUGGUGUUGGCCGGAGUGGUAACCGAGGACGCCACCCCACUGAAGCCGCGCGUUUUAGUUUGGACAAGUGCCAUUGAAAUUCUCAAUGAACUCAAAGCUGCCAUACAAUAGAACUCUGCGAUGCUGCCCCCUCAGUAAUGUGACGGUAACACAUAAAAUGCCCGUUCAAAGUAACAGUCAUAAUCUGAUUAUUCACCUCGAUUCCUAAGGGCACAUAUCAGAACAUGGUCUAAUCAAUUGUAGCCUUUCAAAUGUGUUGAUUUAAUCAAGUGUCCUAUAACGAACAACAUGUGAUGUGGAGUCAAUUUGGCAUGCUGAAUUUACACGUUGAUUGUGUGGGUGUGGUCUUGUCCAUAUAGUGAACAACUGACAUGGUUUGUUCACGCUACUUUUUUAUUAAAUUAUAAUGAUAAUAAAUAUUUAAUAAUCAUGUGGCUAAAAUGAUCUAGUUUCGACGUCGAAACCAAGCACACACUGACUACAUCUCUCAAAAGAGGAACAUGCGGAGAGAUUGAGCAUACUAUGCAAAGCAUUUACAGUGUAAAAAGGCCACCACGAACGAACAUUUCGUUUUUCAAUCUAACAGGCCCAUGUUUUUAAUAAUUGUAGGCUUAUCGUCACAGGGAUCAAAAUCAGAAUGCAACUUGUAAGUGUAUGUGCGACGACAUAGGUCGGUGGGAGUAGGCUAGGUGAUUUAAGGUUACCGGCGGUUGUGGUUGGAUUAUUGAACGGGCACAACCCCCAACAUCUUGUGACAGCUGUGUGCAGAGAGCUAUUGUGCGCCGUUAUCAGGCGCAAUCCCAGGAUGAUACCAACAUGCUCACGGUUGGCUUCAAGCCACACAAAUAUUUAGGCUAGCCAUGGUGGAUGACUGUGAAUUGGUUCAUUUGAUUAUGCAUUCCUCCGAAACGCUUGCAGUGAUGGUGACUGACAUUUUCGGAGCGAUGCUCUGAAGCCAUUCUAGAGGCGACGCACAGGAGACCGCAGGUGGAGCGCCGAAGCGCCUAUCGUGAGCAUUGUUUUUGUUUUGGUUCAGACCAUUGCCGUAGUAGUAGGUAUUUACAAUUUGCUCUCGAUUGAGGUUUACAAAGAGAAAACACAUGUAGCAUUAGCGUACUAGCCUACUGAUAAUGCUUUUCGCCAAAUGAUGUCCACAUUUUGGCUAAGCAAACAGCCAUGGUGAUUUAAUGUACUAGCUUAAUGUACUUUCCAUAAAACUGCUUAGGCUACUGCUAAACAUUUCCCAGGCGGAUUGUGAUGAAAGUCCGGAUGCAAAGACGACUCUGCAAUACACUGUUGCAUUGCUACAUCCAUGGCAUAUUAGAAUUGCUCUCUGUGUCAAUUGGAUCAUCACUAAUAACACAUUACUAUCUGUUUUUUAAUUAAAAUGCAUAUGUCUGUAGC
This is a messenger RNA of Sardina pilchardus (European sardine), 2117 nucleotides long. It is a transcript of the gene phospho2, whose product is annotated as phosphatase, orphan 2. The transcript has 2 exons. Bases 96 to 824 code for a protein of 242 amino acids. The record is from RefSeq and is a predicted model, not a curated record. Gene Ontology annotation, molecular function: phosphatase activity. Lineage: Eukaryota; Metazoa; Chordata; Actinopteri; Clupeiformes; Clupeidae.